Mesorhabditis belari is the source of this 276-nucleotide messenger RNA. The record is from the annotation of a GenBank genome assembly. NCBI's taxonomy places the organism in Eukaryota, Metazoa, Nematoda, Chromadorea, Rhabditida, Rhabditidae.
AUGAGGGAACAUAAAAGCGCUCGACUUGAUUCUCGCCAUUUCUCGACAUUAGGGGGACGACCGGUGCGGAAAAGGGCAUGGCAGGGUUUGAGUGCAAUAGACGUGUUUUCAUCAUCUGGCAAGGAGGUUAAGAGACCCAAAGCUUCGACCAGUCGCAUCUCGACCCCGAGGAACGUGGCCAAGAAUGAUGGAAAGAAUUUGCAAUCAGGAGGAAGAGCCAAGAAAGAAAUGAAUUUCGACGAUUUUCGAGAUUUCGCCGACACGCCAAAUUUGGAC